UUCUCAAAGCUCUCAAAAGCCCCAAACUCAAAAGGACUUCUAUUUCCCUUUAUCAGAUAUUUAUUAACAAUUUUUGUAUUCAUUUUUUUUCCUAAAGCUAGAAGGUUUGGUGCCACAGAUCCAUAUUGAUUGAAAAGGAUUUAUCAGCAUGUAUUGCCAGAAAUGGAUUUCUUUUGCUUUGGCCCUCGUUCACGUGGGGCCAUGUCUUCCCUGCAUGCACAAUUGUAAUACUAAGAACAUGGAACAAGGUUUGAUGAGAUCUCAGAAUGUGAAACAUAGCCAUGUUCGGAGCUUGCUGGUUGCACAGGAAGAAAUGAUGUCAACACUUCCUUUGAAAUCGGGCCAGCUGAAGUCUGACUUAGACAAGCAAGAUAAUUCUCUGAAUGGUCCACAAUUCUUGAAUGGGCCUUAUGAAGCUACAGUUCCUGAAAUGUCUCCAGAAGGUACCUCAGUCAUUCAGGUGACGGCAACAUACCCAACAGGUGUUCGUCUGAUUUACAGUAUUCUUCCAGAACAGCCCUAUUUUUCUGUGGAACCAACUUCAGGUGUGGUUAGAACGGCCUAUCCAGGCGACAGAGAAACCCAAGAUAAGUAUUUUGUUGUUAUCAAAGCUACAGUUGAACAAAUUGGUGGACCUUCAGGUACAACAACAGUGACUAUUAAUCUGUCUGAUGUUAAUGACAAUCCUCCUCGUUUUCAGCAUAAGCGCUAUGAAAUGAAUGUAUCAGAGGCAGCUCCUGUGGGCACCAUCCUUGGCAAAAUCAUGGCAAAUGACAGUGACAUAGGAGACAAUGCAGCUAUGGAUUAUAUAAUAGAAGAAGAUAACCCUCAUAUCAUUUGUAUCAUUACUAAUAAUGACACCCAGGAAGGAAUUGUCAUAUUAAACAAGACAGUUGAUUAUGAAAGCCAAAGGGCAUACAAAAUAAAUGUGAAAGGCAUUAACCGGCAUGUUGAAAAGCGCUUCCUUGAAAACGACGCUAAGUUUGAAGAUGAAACUAUUCUCAGGAUCAUAGUGAAGGAUGCUGAUGAACCUCCAGUUUUUGUAUUAGAGGAAUUCUUCAUGGAGGUUGCUGAAGACAACUUGAAUGGCUCAUUUGUGGGAUCUGUGAGUGCCAGAGAUCCAGAUGAUAUUGAUAGUCCAAUCAGAUAUUCUAUUGCCCAUCGCAAGUAUUUAAAGACGUUUUUCAGUAUUAAUGCCCACAAUGGAACAAUUAGUAUAACUGGACCUCUGGACCGAGAGAAACAGAUUUGGCACAAUCUAACUGUUACUGCCAUAGAAUCAACAAACCCAAAACAAAUGUCAGAAGUAAAUGUUUAUAUUAAAGUUCUUGAUGCAAAUGAAUAUGCACCAGAAUUUGCAGAAUACUAUGAGACGUAUGUGUGUGAGAAUUCAAGAGCUGGACAGCUCAUCCAAACAAUCAGUGCAGUAGAUAAAGAUGAUGCUAUGGAAAACCAUAAUUUUUCAUUCUAUUUGAUGGAAGAGAGCAAAAACGGUUCCAGUUUUGAACUUGAAGAUAAUGAAAAUAACACUGCCAGGAUCCUUACUACAAGAAGUCGAUUCCAUCAUUCUGAACAAUUUCUUUAUCCCUUGCCCAUACUAAUUGUGGACAAUGGAAUCCCUGCUCUCACUGGAACCAGCACUUUAACGGUCACUGUGUGUGAUUGUAAUGAAGAAGUUAGCCUUUUGUCCUGUAGAUAUGGAUCAUUCCUGAUUUCAAUGGGGAUUAGCAUACAAGCUUUAGUUGCUAUUGUGGCUUGCCUACUCAUAAUAUUAGUAUUUGUUUUAGCAGUUGUGGCUUUGAAGCACCAAACAAAGCCAGCAGCAUUUCACGAGAAAGGAGAAAUAUUCAGAGAGAAUAUUUUCAAGUAUGAUGAUGAAGGAGGCGGAGAACAGGACACUGAGGCUUUUGAUAUUUCUGCACUGAGACCACAAACUGUUCUGCGACAACACAAGCCACGAAGAAAUAUUACAACAGAAAUCCAGAGCCUUUACAGGCAAUCUCUCCAAGUUGGUCCUGAAAGUGCAAUAUUCCGGGAAUUCAUUCAUCAAAAGCUAGAAGAAGCUAAUUGUGAUCCAGAUGUUCCUCCUUAUGAUUCUCUCCAGAUUUUUGCUUUUGAAGGAACUGGUUCAUUGGCUGGAUCCCUUAGUUCAUUGGAAUCAAACUCAGUGGGAUCACUUAUGGAUGACCAUUUUGAUUACAUUGUUGAACUAAGACCUCAAGUCAAAAGUUCAGGAAGCAUGAAUAACCACACUUCAGCAGAAUGGUGAAGUGUUAAGAAGUGCUAAUAUCAAAAGAGUGGGAAAGAAUUGGAAGGGUGAUUAGGAUAAUCUGAAGACAGAUUAAUUGAUGGCUCUGCCAAGCACUGUUAAACUCAGCACAAAUCUUAUUGCUGACACAUCCUUUUCUAAUACACACUAUCACAACUGGAAAAAAUAUGUCAACACAUGGGAAUAAGAGAUCAGCCACACACAUUCUUAAAAAGAAGAUUCUGAAAUAAAUAACAAAUUGCGC
This is a messenger RNA of Pantherophis guttatus, 2513 nucleotides long. RefSeq names its product cadherin-19-like. The record is from RefSeq and is a predicted model, not a curated record. Gene Ontology annotation, biological process: cell migration; calcium-dependent cell-cell adhesion; cell-cell adhesion mediated by cadherin. NCBI's taxonomy places the organism in Eukaryota, Metazoa, Chordata, Lepidosauria, Squamata, Colubridae. Gene Ontology annotation, cellular component: catenin complex; adherens junction; plasma membrane. Gene Ontology annotation, molecular function: beta-catenin binding; calcium ion binding; cadherin binding.